This is a messenger RNA of Perkinsus marinus ATCC 50983, 1372 nucleotides long. RefSeq lists its product as hypothetical. Bases 1 to 1194 code for a protein of 397 amino acids. The transcript has 3 exons. Lineage: Eukaryota; Perkinsozoa; Perkinsida; Perkinsidae. The record is from RefSeq and is a predicted model, not a curated record. Gene Ontology annotation, molecular function: nucleic acid binding; zinc ion binding.
AUGGUUUUCCUCUUACUCUUGUAUGUUCUAUUCUCUUCCCAUCUACCUGAUAUCGAGUUCAAGUACAACAUGGUGCCCAGACCAGAUGAUCUUGACGACGAGGAGUAUAAUUAUGUGAUUGCGGCCCUCCAAGACAAUGAACAAGAGCAACACCAAGAUCGAGAAGAAGACGCCGAAGUAGACCACCAAGAAGACCAAGGAGAAGAUGGGGUUGAGCGUAACCUGAACGGCACUGAAGAGGUCGAGACCGACAAUAAGAAACUGCCUAAAGAAGAUGGUGGCACUACUGGGAAGACUACGGUAUCCAAGAAUGGAAAAGAUGGUGUGGUUAUGCGUGGAACACUAAAAAAUUAUAAUAUUAUGGCGUCCCCAUUCUCUGGUGGAAAAGAAGGAGAAGAUGUUGUUCAAUGGUUACAGAAGUUCGAAGAGUGUCUAGAUAUGUUAUCACAAUUCCUACCAACUAAAAAACGGUUCCCUCUACUCAAGUUUAACUUGAAAGGUCCAGCCUACAACACUGUCAUCGCCAAUGUCCGUACUGAUGCUCCUGGUUCUGAUGAUACUACCUUAUACAAUCAAGCAAAGAAGAUUCUACUGGAUCGCUUCGGUCCAUGCACUUUCACAGCAUGGCGUAAGUUAACUACAAGGACAAUGAAGGAGAAUGAGUCAGCCGGAGAGUAUUUAACGGAGUUACAGAGGUUGGCAUCGGCAGCUAUACCAUCUACAGUACGUAAGGAGAGAACUUGGGUCAAUGUAUGUGCAUGUUUGCAAUUCUGGAACGGUGUACCCCAAGACAUCCCCGGGCUCUCUGCAAUAAAAGCCCAAUGGCGAGAGAUAUGGCAGAAUCAUAAAGAUAUAGUUCAAGGGUGCUUAACCCUUGCUGAAGGGUUUUCGGUGAAUCCUGAUAAGAGUGGUGAUUCCAUAGCUGCCAUGACCUACGGUUAUAGAGCCAGCACUGGUAAAGGAGCCAAAGGCUAUAAAGGCAAAGGCAAGGGUAGAGGUGCCAAAGGAUAUAAGGGCAAAGGCGGCUGGCAGAGCUGGUAUGGAAAAGGAAAAGGUCUCCGUUAUAAGACCGUUGUGAGAACUAUUAAUAAAGAUGGAGUUAGAUGUUAUACGUGUAAUGGGCGAGGACAUACAUCUUCUCAAUGCCCAUCAAAUCCAGCUAAUAUAGCGGAUAACACUCCAGUGCAGCGAUAAGGUUACUCGGAAUGGCAAAAGUGAUGUCUUUGCAGCCAUGAUCGAUACAGGCAGCACAAUAUCUGUCAUAAUUGAGCGAGGUUCAACGACAACAGGUUGAAAUUGAGGCAAAACGUGUGCAGAUUAGUACGCUCACAGGAGCGAUAAGUGCUUUCAAGCUGCCUUAUACUGUCCCCAU